CCGCCCUGGCACCUCCCACCUGCGUGAACGAUGCGUCUGAUCUUGCGCUAGACCGCAUUCUGACAGACGAUUUUAUUUAUAAAAUUAGCAGUAUAAACAUAUACAUUUUCAUAUGAAUCCAUCUAAAAUGGAUUCCAUAAUCGAUGCCACACCUUCCUAAAUUCUGAUCAUGGCAGAAGAAGCGUUUUAAUCGACGACAGGGUCGAUGGAGAGACUUUAACGUCAGAUUGAACCGCUGAGGUGAACCUGACUCAAUGAACCAUGCCUGGGAAAUUAAAGGCGAAGAUUGUUGCAGGACGGCACCUGCCUGUCAUGGACCGUGCCAGCGACCUGACAGACGCCUUUGUAGAGGUGAAGUUUGGAAACACAACAUUCAAAACUGACGUCUGUCCCAAGUCUCUAAACCCUCAGUGGAACUCAGAGUGGUUUAAAUUUGAGGUGGAUGAUGAGGAUCUACAGGACGAGCCUUUGCAGAUAACAGUACUUGACCAUGACACGUACAGCGCUAAUGAUGCCAUAGGAAAGGUGUACAUUGACAUCGAUCCAUUACUCUGCAGCGAAGCUGCAACUGUCAUCUCUGGGUGGCUCCCCAUCUAUGACACUAUACAUGGUAUAAGAGGAGAAAUCAAUGUAUUGGUGAAGGUUGAUCUCUUCAAUGACCUAAACCGCUUCAGGCAGUCGUCAUGUGGAGUUAAAUUCUUCUGUACAACGUCUAUUCCCCGAUGCUACCGUGCUGUUAUGGUUCAUGGAUUUGUUGAGGAGCUUGUGGUAAAUGAAGAUCCAGAGUACCAGUGGAUCGACCGCAUCCGAACCCCUCGUGCAUCUAAUGAAGCCCGACAGAGACUCAUCUUCCUCAUGUCUGGUGAACUUCAAAGGAAGAUCGGUCUGAAGGUGUUGGAGAUGGGAGGGAACACAGUUGUGGGGUACCUGCAGUGCUUUGAUCUAGAAGGAGAAACGGGCCUUGUGGUUCGUGCCAUCGGGACAGCCUGUACUCUGGAGAAAAUCAGCACACUCCCUACCACAAACACACAUCCCAGCAACUCCUCUCCUUCAAAAGACAUGAAAGACUCUCCGCAGGCUGCUCCUUCUACUCUCGGAUGUCGUUCCACACACAGCAGUCCGGUUCACAGCGCCAGCAGUCGUCUUUCUCAGGGCUUCUCCGUUUCUGUGCCAACACUGCUUUUUGCCGGUAUGAAACCCAGACACAGGAGCUCAGAGGCCCCCAGAGCCAGACAGUGUAGGCCAGUUUUUGGGGAGGAGGCCACAGGCGUCCCGUUACCCUCAGGACCUCCCACCCCUCUGAGAGCACAAACCUUCUCUUCCUUCUCCCCCUCCAAGUCCUUCAGCCGCCAGUCGUCCUCCUCUGACACCGAGCUCAGCCUCACCCCCAAAACCGUGAGGAUAUUUAUGUCUCCCAGUUCUCCUGCUCUUGAGUGCGAAUCAUCUUCCCUCCCCUCUGCCUAUCUGCCCCGCCACUUAUGGCCCGGGAUGGCCACCAGGAGUACAACUCCUCCCCCACUCCAUGUCAGCCAAUCAGACACAGCCAUGCUGAGAAAGUGCGUGUUUUUCAGUGAGGAACUGCUGCUGGCGGCCUCCGGAAUGGGCAGUGGUGGCAGUGCAGGAAAGGAGGCGGGGCCUCUUAAAGCUCUUCUGAGACAGCAUACCCAAUCAGCACUGGAGCAGAGAGAAUACCCCUUCUUCACGCUGACCUCCUUCCCUUCUGGAUUUCUUCUUCACGUUGGGGGUGUGGUCAGUGCACGCUCAGUAAAGCUUCUGGAUCGAAUCCACAACCCAGAUGAGCCGGAGACGCGAGACGCUUGGUGGGAGGAGAUCCGUCAGGAAAUUAAGUCUCAUGCCAAGGCUCUCGGCUGCCACGCUGUGGUUGGUUACAGCGAGUCCACCAGCAUCUGCGAGGAGGUGUGUAUACUGUCUGCAUCGGGCACUGCGGCGAUCAUCAGCUCUCGUUUCAUGCAAGAUGGUUCGCUGGAUGUUGAACACAGGUUGUCACGACAACCGGUUGUCUUUACUUCAGGGGCAGAGAGGUUCGAGGGGGAUAUGGGUAGUUCAGCAUCAUUGGGAUUUGAGGAGGUGGCGCCCCCUGGCUGUGGUUUCUGUCACAUACCGUAUGAUGAGUUGAAUAUACCGUUUCCUGCUCAGCUCACCUAUUGCUAUUGUUGCCGUCGCUACAAAGUGCCUGACAUCCUGUUCACCACAAUCGACUUACCUACUGAUGCCAAUGUCACCGGCAAAGGCUGCCUGAUUCAAGCCAGGUUGUGUCGGACUAAAAAGAAAGCCCAGGGUGAGGGAAACGCCACGGCUAUCAGCAAUCUGCUGCCCUUUUUGGAGUAUGAGCUCCACACGCAACUAAUGAACAAACUCAAAUUACGGGGCAUGAAUGCUCUGUUUGGCCUGCGUGUCCAGAUCAGCGUCGGAGAGACCAUGCUGCUGGGAUUGGCGUCUGCUACAGGAGUCUAUCUGACAGCGUUACCCUGUCCUGGAGGAAUCCAGGUAGCUGGAAAAACUCCCAGUGACAUGGCAUACGAACAGCACAUCACCAAUAUGCAGAAAAAAAUCAACGACACCAUAACUAAAAACAAAGAGCUAUAUGAAAUUAACCCACCUGAGGUUGUCGAAGAGAUAAUUGGUUCACCAAUCCCUGAACACCGUCAAAGGUCCCGCCUCUUUCGCUCUCACUCAGAGAGCUCAGACGAGGUGUUAGAACUAGACUUGUCUCAUGGGAAGAAGGACGCUUUUGUACUGGAGAUUGAUGACACUGAUGCGGUGGAAGAUAUUCAUGCACUUCUGACUGAUGCCCCCACCCCACCAGGGUUUUACAGUUGCAACACUGAAAUCAUGCCUGGAAUUCAGAACUGGACUUCAGCUAUACAGAUGUUUACCUCCGUGAGGGUCUUCCGCCUUAACAACGUCAACCUGACCAAUCAGGGACUGAAUAAGGUUUUCAGCGACCUCUGUGAGAAUCUGCUCAAGAGUUUAUACUUCAAACUGCGAUCGAUGAUCCCCUGCUGUCUUUGUCACCUAAAUUUCACUGUGGCCGUACCUGAAGAUGAACUCAUACAGGUGGCGGUGACAGCUGUGGCCAUGAGCUUUGACAAAGAUCAGACUCUGGAGAAUGGCAAGCACAGUGGGCAGAAGACAUUGAUAAAGGGAAUAUCAGAAAAUGACGAGCAGCUUCAAUUCAAUCUGGAGCUCAAUCCUGAGUCGUCUUCUCCAAACCCUCUCAGCUCCUCCAAAGGUCUGGCGGACGUUUCAGGCAGCCAUUCAUCAGCCAAAGCCCCCUCAGUUGAUUACAGUUCCUUUGCAGACAGAUGCAGUUCCUGGAUAGAGCAGCUUAAACUGAAAGCUCACACCAUAAGACGUGGAUCUAUUAAAACAACAUCAUCUCUGGAGAAGAACAGCCCGUUGCCAGAAGGCCGUUCUCGUUCUCUGCGGUCAAAUCGCUCGUACUCGGGUGGUUCUGUCACUGUGGUCAAAAUGACUCCUCUGUCUUUCAUUCCCGGAGCAAAGAUCAUCAAAUACCUCGGCAUCAUCAACAUGUUCUUCAUUAGAGAGACAACCUCGCUUAGAGAGGAGGGAGGUGUGAGCGGGUUUCUGCAUAUGUUCAUAGCUGAAGUAUUCGCAAUGGUUCGUGCCCACGUCGCUGCUCUCGGAGGAAACGCUGUAGUCUCCUACACCAUGAAGGAGUGUGUGUUCAUGGAGAACCCUAAUAAGAACCAGGCGCAGUGUCUGAUCAAUGUCAGUGGGGAUGCGGUUAUCUUCGUACGAGAAUCUGAAUCUGAUGUGGCGUCUCUACAGUCGCAGUCCGCUAAUACACAGACCUUCAACGGUGGGGACGGAACGUAAAGCCUAAUAAACACAAACAAACUCUCAAGUUCACCAGUUUUAACAUGAACCGUGCCAUCUUAAGCCGAGUGAAGCCAGGUCAUGUUGAAACUAACCUGUAAUUUAACCAAAUCGAUAGUUUCCAAAAAUAGGUGAAAAUUUGAUGUUUAAAAUUUUUUGUAUGUUAUAUUUUUGCCCCUUUGAUUUCACAGAAAUCUUUUGAUAUCCCUUUAUGGGAAAGGACUUCUGCCAUGUUUGUUUUUUGUUUUUGUUUUGAUUUGUAAGCCAUUGUUGUUCACAUUCCAUUUCGUCCAUGCGAGAUUGAGGCAGCUAAGAAAUUCAAAAAGUCUGUAGAAUGAGUUUGCGUUUAAAGUCGGUGUAAAAGUGUUGUCAUCUCUCAAAAACGACAAUGAUUUUUAAAGAAAAAAUCAACUACUGAUGUUCUCAUACAAACAUCCAGUUUAGAAAGAACUGAACCUGCCAUGCGGGUUUCGAAUCUGACAUUUCCUGUCAUGUCCUACUGAAAAAUCAUGUCAAGUGCUGGAAUUGUGUUUGUUUUCUUUUAUGUGCCACAACGUGUGCAUUUUUUAAUCAAAAUGUUUGGAUCGGACUGGUUAAACUGGUAAGAUCCAUUUUUGCAUGUGCAAUGCCAGUAAUUAUUAAUAAAAAGAGAUAUUUUAAUGCUGAGGCAUGUUUAUCGUGCACUGCCCAUGGGACACUUUAAUGUACAGAUGAUGGAAAUGGAGAGGAGACAAACGUUUGGAUGUGGUGGGCAGCUUGCCGCGUUUUAAUGCUGUUAUUUUGUACACAUGUUUGCCUGGGGACAAAUCAAAGUUGUACAUGAAGAAGAUAUAAAUGAAUAAAAAUCUUAUGGCUCUGAA
Messenger RNA from Paramisgurnus dabryanus, 4721 nucleotides. RefSeq names its product C2 calcium dependent domain containing 5 (gene c2cd5). Gene Ontology annotation, biological process: positive regulation of protein targeting to membrane; protein localization to plasma membrane; positive regulation of D-glucose transmembrane transport. Gene Ontology annotation, molecular function: calcium-dependent phospholipid binding; calcium ion binding. Gene Ontology annotation, cellular component: plasma membrane. Lineage: Eukaryota; Metazoa; Chordata; Actinopteri; Cypriniformes; Cobitidae. The record is from RefSeq and is a predicted model, not a curated record.